This is a messenger RNA of Exserohilum turcica Et28A, 1119 nucleotides long. RefSeq lists its product as uncharacterized. The record is from RefSeq and is a predicted model, not a curated record. The transcript is spliced from 2 exons. Lineage: Eukaryota; Fungi; Ascomycota; Dothideomycetes; Pleosporales; Pleosporaceae. Bases 1 to 1119 code for a protein of 372 amino acids.
AUGGAUACACGCCGUCUUGACGGCAGGGACAUGAAACGCCUCGUCCGCAUCCUACGGAACGUCCCUGGACCCACAGACGAGCAGGCGCAUUAUAGGAAAUUCAUCAAGCAAAUCAUCCAAGACCUUCCGCGUCGCCUACGUUCUCCGACCUUGACCUUUGGAUCUCCAAGCAAUCUCUGCUACAUCCACAAAGGGCUAAACGCACAUCUCAUCAACGACAUCUGGGCAUGGCUGAAGCACGAGUUUGAAGGCGCACUCGGCAUGUUCCUGUAUCCUCUCAUCAUGCACAAUCUUCUAACGGCCGACCAGGAGUGGAAGCUGCGUCAAUUGGAACCUGUUCUGCAGAUGUGGCAACGUGAUUUCAGUCCUGACACGUCUCGGCCGCCCGGCCAUGAGCCCAUCUACGCUGCCGACAAAUGGUUCUACCAGCAAAACCAGUGUCCAGCUUGUAUUAUGGCACGCAUCGGUUCGGAGCAAGACGUUCUUUUUGCUCUGUUUGCGGGCAUGGUUUGUCGCUACAACAUCAAGCAAUCGACUUAUGAAGACGCCAUCCGCGGCCAUGCUGCCUGGAGCAGGACGAGCUCGAAACGGAUCCGCUUUGUUAAAUACUGGCUCAGAAACACGCAUGGCGGCGACAACAUCGUCUUUGAAGCGGGUGAACUCGGCAUGCUGAUGAAGCGUCUGCGGCGUCACUACCACUCGCUCUCCGGCACAGCGGCGCAGAAUACGCCUGUAACGGCAGGAUACCGUCCCGGCGAAGCCUACUCGACUCCUGUGGUUGUCGACGAAAAUCAAGCUUACGAAUACUAUCUAUCUACCCUCGAUACACCAGCAUCCUACCAAACCAGCGGCCUGGAGUUUCCUGCUCCACCAGACCCCAAGAUAGGACCCAAUCCUCGUCCAAGUGACGCAGAACCGCUCUCGCCAGCUGAACCUCUGGGCUUUGAAAGGCUGGGUGUGAGUUAUAGACGCAGCAUGCCUCGGAACAUGCAAGAUGGGCCUCUUUCCAUCUUCCGCCAAAGGAGCAAACAGAAACUCCUCUACCGCCACCCCAGCGCAAAUCCAUAUACGCCGCAUGGCGCAAUCCACAUUUCAACACCGCAGAGUUCGACGGCGUAG